This is a messenger RNA of Cuscuta epithymum, 2202 nucleotides long. The record is from the annotation of a GenBank genome assembly. Lineage: Eukaryota; Viridiplantae; Streptophyta; Magnoliopsida; Solanales; Convolvulaceae.
UAUUUCUUCACCUUCCUCUUCCUUUCCAACCGGCUGCGCAGGAGACUCUCUCUCCCGUCCAUAAGAGCUUAUAAGCUGAUAUUGUUUUACCAUUUCCUUCCCGGCUGAUUUAUUUCGCCGGAUAAAUUCGAAUUGAAACAACCUGAACCUCCGGUGGAAGAAGUAGAGCUACUUCUCCGGCAAUGGAAACGGAGGUUCAAUCGAAUUACAGCUACAUGGGUCGAAGCUUCGGAGAUCUCAGUAUGAACGAAAACUCCUCCGCUUUCAGUGACUGCGACAGCGAUAGAUCUGGUGAAUUCCCGACAGCUUCUUCGCAGAGCCGCCGUCUACUGCUUGCUUGCGCUGCUGAUAACUCCGACGAAUUAAUCCAUCAACUCGUCACCGAUCUGGAUUCGAGUUCAAUCGACGAGCAAAAGCAAGCCGCAAUGGAACUCCGUCUUCUGGCUAAGAAUAAGCCGGAGAACAGAAUCAAAAUCGCCAGAGCCGGCGCAAUCAAACGCCUAAUAUCGCUAAUUUCUUCCCCCGAUCCUCAGCUUCUGGAAUACGGUGUAACCACAAUCCUCAAUCUCUCGCUCUGCGACGAGAACAAACAGCUCAUCGCCGCUUCAGGAGCAAUUAAGCCACUUGUUCGAGCUCUUAAAACCGGCUCAUCCGUCGCCCGAGAGAACGCCGCAUGCGCUCUUCUCCGGCUCUCGCAAGUUGAGGAGAACAAAAUUGCUAUCGGAAGGUCCGGCGCCAUUCCGCCGCUAGUGGACCUUUUAGAGAACGGAAAUUUACGAGGCAAAAAGGACGCAUCGACGGCUCUAUACUCGAUAUGUUCGGUAAAAGAAAACAAAAUCAGAGCAGUGGAAGCUGGGAUAAUGAAGCCUUUGGUUGAAUUAAUGGCGGAUUUCAGCUCAAACAUGGUUGAUAAGUCGGGAUUCGUUGUGAACGUCCUCACGUCGGUGGCUGAGGCGAGGGCGGCGCUGGUGGAGGAAGGCGGGAUCCCAGUGGUGGUGGAGAUCGUAGAGGUAGGGUCACACAGACAGAAAGAGAUUGCGGUGUCGAUCCUGCUUCAACUUUGUGAGGACAGCGUGCCAUACCGGACCAUGGUGGCCCGCGAGGGUGCGAUUCCUCCCUUGGUUGCUCUGUCUCAAUCCGGUACCAGUCGCGCCAAACAAAAGGCGGAGACACUGCUUCAGCUUCUCCGGCAGCCGAGAUCAGCAAGCGCCACCGCUCUAGGAACCUCUGUUCUUUCAGUUUGAGACGGCGCCCCAACCGGACUACGCCAGAGAAGAAAGUGGGUAGUAGAAAACAAAGAAAGACCAGAUAGAUAAGCAAAUUCCAAAUGUAAAUAGUUCUAGUGCUUUUAGUUUGUGAUGUCUUGUAAAUUUGAGCUUCAUUUGACGUUGAAUUUCGUGCCCUUUUGGCCCUGGUGCGGUGUUGCGUGUUGCAAAUUGUUGCUUUUUGCAAAUUUUGAACUCAGAUUUUGAUUUAAAAACCAGAUUCCAAAUGAAUGACUAGUUUGAGCCUAGCAACGUUUGGUUCACCAUAUAAAGAACAUAUGCAUUUCAUUCAGGUUUUUAAUUAUAAAAUCAAAAGAUUUGCAACUCGCAAACUCCGCAGGUCUUUGAUUUUUGGUUUGUUAAUGGGAGUUUUAAUUUGUGUGUGGAUGUGUUUCUACUUUUUUAGCGUAUGUUUAUGAAUGAGGAUUUUGAUUAUAUGAUAGCGUAGUGGAACUGUGAGUGUGUAACAAAAAUGCAGGUGACGAAUGAGUCAAUUUUAAUUACUCAUUUAGCCUUGAGUUUGUGCGCACAAGUAGAGUUUUUAGCGGAAAAGAGUGACUCACUUAUUCAAGUAAACAAGUCAAAGAUUUGUUUCAUACUCGGGUUCAAAACGAGCAGACCUAGCCUAUACUAGAAAAUAGCAUUUGGACUCGUGAUUGGUGUAUAUACUUGAGGCUUAAAAUGCAAUCUAAUUGUGACUCGUGAGAUCGAUUUGAACAUCGGGAAAGUUGUGCUGAAGAUCAACUCUGAACUCCAGAACUGAAUGAGGGGAGCUCGAGCUAGACUAAAGCCGGUGCAUUGUAUAUCAUGAAAUUAGGGGAGAAUUUUAAAAGUUCAUGUAUCUUAGAUGUUAGGUCGGUGUGUUGAAUGUAGACUACAAACUUUUAAGUCAUUAAAAGUAUAUUCAAAUUUUCAUUCAUCUAUACAUAGUACGGAG